Molecule: messenger RNA, 1325 nt
Organism: Branchiostoma floridae (Florida lancelet)
Lineage: Eukaryota; Metazoa; Chordata; Leptocardii; Amphioxiformes; Branchiostomatidae
Exons: 5
Coding region: 68-961 (297 amino acids)
Source: RefSeq, a predicted model, not a curated record
ACGCUAUGUGUAUCGUACUUGGCUUAUCGGCCUCGACACGAAGUAGAGGUGUUACAGUAGCUGAAGCAUGGCACCAGGUGUAGCAAAGGUAGAGUUACCUGACCUGACCACAUAUGCCCACGUUUACAACUGUGCGAAUGCCGUUUCUCUGCCUCCCAUCCUGUACCAUGACUUGCCAUCGUUAGUCCGGGGAGAGAGCCGACCUGAUACUGACUGCGUGGUGCCACCCGGACCAAGACGCCGUCUCAUACGAGACCGCCCUAUAUGUGUGGGACUCGGCACAACUGACCUGAACACACAUAGAUAUCUGGACACAAAGCCCAUUGUGAAUUCCAUUCCACCUCACAAGGUUGUAAGAGUACUUCCGAAAAUUGUCCAAUCGACGAACAUCCUAUCUGAUAUAACUGGGCCUUCGGAUGUACUCAACCGUUUAAGCACGGACUUGCAGUGGACCACCUCAUACAAGCAGGCAGGGCAGGGCUCCAGCAUUGCGCAGCAACAGAGUUGCCCUCCAAUGACCAUAUUUGAGGAGCACACAGACAGGGUGAAGUACCGACCGUGCCGGCAUGAAAUCAAGUGCAUCAACUGGCAGAACCUGACUGGCGUUUGGGACCCAAAACAACUGCGCAGGCGCACGGGGGACACAGGGACACCCGACCGCUGCCAUGGAGGCGGAAGUGGACAUGUCCCCCACCAAACCAGCAUACACGGCUGUCCUGGUGACGCCGCGCCCAGACUUCGGCCCUGCCCAGGGUACUCCGGCUACGUGCCACGGGAGACGGCCCAGGUCAAAGUGGACGUCAUACAUGACCCCGAGUCACCAUUUGCCACAAGCAUGCGUACUACCUACAGGAAGCUACCAAAAGCGACUUUUCGCACUUCCCGCUUCGCUCACCGGGGACCGCUGUGCCGGACUGUCACCCUCACCUACCCGUUCAACCCUUUCAACAAAACAGAGUGAUGUUUGACGGAUUAUGUCAUUUCUUCAUGUUUCUACACUCUACAUAUUCACUCCAACUCCAACAUGUACGGCAUAUCACAGAACACAUGUUCAUGACACACACAUAAUGUUACAUAUGUGUAGAGAGAGUGAAGCUAUUCUCCAAAACUCUCCAUGAUCAAUCUGCGUAUCAAAUUCAAGUUCAAAGUAUCUUAACAGAGUUCAUUGCAACCUUUCUCGGAGGUUAUUUGAUCUAGUAGCCUAGAUCCAAUUUCUCCACUGCGUGUAUUUAACAGUGCUAUCCUAUAGUAUGACAUCGGAAGCAUUAGGAAACAGGGACAUGCUUAAUGGAGGAUGAGUGGAAAUAAAGAUGAGCGAGAUCCUA